This is a messenger RNA of Pangasianodon hypophthalmus (striped catfish), 5535 nucleotides long. It is a transcript of the gene abcc4, whose product is annotated as ATP-binding cassette, sub-family C (CFTR/MRP), member 4. Gene Ontology annotation, cellular component: plasma membrane. Gene Ontology annotation, molecular function: chloride channel activity; ABC-type transporter activity; ATP hydrolysis activity. The record is from RefSeq and is a predicted model, not a curated record. The transcript has 31 exons. The coding region runs from base 177 to 4295 and encodes 1372 amino acids. Gene Ontology annotation, biological process: monoatomic ion transport; transmembrane transport. NCBI's taxonomy places the organism in Eukaryota, Metazoa, Chordata, Actinopteri, Siluriformes, Pangasiidae.
UUUACUGAAUAUGAAGCCACAGACUCUCCACAGCAGUCAUCUGGUCGAUAUCAUGUGCGUGUUACUGUAGUUACACAAGAGCUGAAGGUGUUUUUCCCCGAGUGAACUGAGUAGUAUUGCACUAGUACUAGCAUUGUGCAAAGCUGAAUAUCAAGAAAAUUAAUUGCUAGUCGUUUAUGGAGCCAGUAGGGAAAGAUGCGAGGACUAAUCCGGCUGCCUCGGCAAAUAUAUUUUCUCAGAUACUUUUCUGUUGGCUAAAUCCUCUGUUUCGCAUUGGAUACAGACGAAGACUUGAGGAAGAUGACAUGUACAAACUACUUCCUGCAGAUGGCUCCAAGAGACUGGGGGAGGAACUUAAAUGCUAUUGGGACCAUGAAGUGGAGAUGGCAACUAAAGAACUCAGAACUCCUAAACUUACCAAAGCCAUUAUCAAGUGUUAUUGGAAGUCAUAUACCAUCUUGGGCAUAUUCACUCUUAUUGAGUUUGGAACCCCUAGACAUCACCAAACACUGGGUUUCUUCCCUGGUGGUGCUCUGGUCAGUAUUUUUGGCAGCUGUGUUCAGUUCCUGCUUGUUCUUGGGGUGUUUUGCCUACAGUGUUGCCUUCAGCAAGUGAAAUGUGAAAAGGAAGCUAUUAAGUUGGUGCAACCAGUGUUUCUGGGCAAGCUUAUUCAAUACUUUGAGAACUGUGAUCCCAAUGACAUGGAUGCACUAUAUGAGGCCUAUGGCUAUGCUGCUGGGGUGUCUCUCUCCACACUGAUCCUCGCAUUAAUGCACCAUCUUUAUUUCUUCCAUGUCCAGAGAGCUGGCAUGAAAUUUCGCAUUGCCAUGUGUCACAUGAUUUACAAGAAGGCAUUGUACCUUAAUAGUGUCGCUAUGGGAAAGACCACCACAGGACAGACUGUCAACCUUUUAUCUAAUGACGUCCACAAAUUUGAUGAGGUGACAAUUUUCUUGCACUUCCUGUGGGUGGUGCCACUGCAAGCUGCAGCUGUUGUUGGCCUUCUGUGGCAGGAGAUUGGACCUUCGUGCUUGGCGGGUAUGGCAGUGCUCAUUUUUCUGCUGCCACUACAAUCCCUGUUUGGGAAACUUUUCUCUAAAUUCAGGAAUAAGACAGCAGUCCUUACUGACAGCAGAAUACGCACAAUGAAUGAGGUGGUGUCUGGUAUACGAAUUAUUAAGAUGUAUGCAUGGGAAAAGCCAUUUGCAGCAUUGAUCAACGACAUCAGAAAGAAAGAAAUUUCUAAAAUCAUGAGCAGCUCCUACCUGCGUGGUCUGAACAUGGCCUCCUUCUUUGCUGCAAGCAAAAUCAUUGAAUUUGUGACAUUCACCGUGUAUGUGUUGGUGGGAAACACCAUCACAGCCAGCCGUGUGUUUAUGGCUGUGUCGCUGUACACUUCCGUCCGCCUCACCGUCACACUCUUCUUCCCCGCUGCCAUUGAAAAAGUGUCUGAGGCCAGCAUCAGCAUCCGUAGGAUCAAGAAGUUCCUUUUGUUGGAUGAAUUGGUUAAACACAAUGUGGCAGUUCCUCAAGAGGAGAAGAAGGAAGUGUCUGUGGAAAUCCAGGAUCUCAUUUGCUACUGGGAGAAGAGUCAGGAUGUUCCAACACUGCAAAACAUAUCCUUCCGUGUGAAGAUGGGCCAGCUCCUUGCUGUUGUUGGCCCUGUUGGCUCUGGAAAGUCUUCUCUGCUUAGCGCCAUUCUGGGAGAGCUGCCACAGGACAAAGGCAUAGUGAAGGUCACUGGGAAUCUGACCUAUGCAUCCCAGCAGCCCUGGGUGUAUCCAGGUACCAUCCGCAGCAACAUCCUGUUUGGAAAGGAACUACAGCCACAAAGAUAUGAAAAAGUUCUGAAGGCCUGUGCUCUUAAGAAGGACAUGGAGUUACUCCCCGAGGGAGAUCUGACUGUGAUUGGGGACAGAGGGGCUACUCUCAGUGGAGGUCAGAAGGCUCGAGUAAACCUGGCCAGGGCUGUGUAUCAAGAUGCUGAUAUUUACCUGUUGGAUGACCCCCUAAGUGCAGUUGAUGCAGAAGUGGGGCGACAUCUAUUUGAUCACUGUAUCUGUGGCAUUCUAAAGAAGAAACCAAGGAUCCUGGUGACUCACCAGCUGCAGUACCUGAGGGAAGCUGAUCAUAUACUGGUUUUGAAAGAGGGUCACAUUGUGGUACAGGGCACAUACACAGAACUUCUGCAUUCAGGAGUGGACUUUACAUCUCUGUUAAAGAAGGAUGAGGAGGAAGAGCAGACUGGGACCAUAGAGUCUUCUCGCAGCCGAACCCUUUCACAGAACUCUGUUCGCUCUGGGACCUCAUCAGUAGUGUCCGAUAAAGAUGAAGUACAUCAGCUGCCUGCAGAAUCUGUUCCAACUAUGUCAGAUGAGAGUCGCUCUGAGGGUAACAUAGGGGUCCGCAUGUAUCUGAAAUAUUUAACUGCUGGAGUCAACGCACUCGUGCUGCUUAUCCUUGUUCUGCUCAACCUGCUUGCACAGACAUCCUAUAUUCUUCAAGACUGGUGGCUUGCAUACUGGGCUACAGAACAGGAGAAGCUGCAUGUGCUAAACCAAAACCUUACCUUCAGCAAUAACAUCAGCCUUAAUCAGAAUGUUACUCAACAGCUCUCUAAUGAAUUCUACCUGGGCAUUUAUUCAGGUUUAACAGUGGCCACUCUUCUGUUUGGCUUCACACGCAGUUUGAUGAUGUUUAAUGCUUUAGUGUGCUCUGCCCAGACGCUACACAAUCGCAUGUUCAAUUGUAUCAUCAGGACCCCUGUCCGCUUCUUUGACAUUAACCCUAUAGGAAGAAUCCUCAAUCGGUUCUCAAAGGACAUUGGUCACAUAGACUCCAUGUUGCCCUGGACAUUUGUAGACUUUAUCCAAGUGUUUUUGCAAAUCGUAGGUGUCAUUGCUGUGGCUACUUCAGUCAUCCCAUGGAUUCUGAUCCCUGUGCUGCCCCUCCUUAUAGUCUUCCUCUUUUUACGGCGCUACUUCCUACAGACCUCACGUGAUAUCAAGCGACUUGAAGCCACUACUCGGAGCCCUGUAUUUUCUCACUUAUCAUCCACACUACAAGGCCUAAGUACUAUUCGUGCCUUCAAGGCUGAGGAAAGAUUCCAGCAAACCUUUGAUUCCCAUCAAGACCUGCACUCAGAGGCCUGUUUCUUAUUCCUGACCACUUCACGCUGGUUUGCUGUGCGUCUGGAUGGAAUGUGUUCCGUGUUUGUCACCAUUACUGCCUUUGGAUGCCUUCUGCUGAGAAACAGUUUGGAGGCAGGUACUGUUGGCUUAGCCUUGUCCUAUGCUGUAACCCUGAUGGGCAUGUUCCAGUGGGGUGUGAGACAGAGUGCUGAAGUUGAGAAUCUGAUGACCUCGGUAGAAAGGGUGGUGGAAUACACAGAGCUGGAGAAUGAAGCAGCAUGGGAAACACGGAAGCCUCCUCCAGAAUGGCCAAGCCAGGGAUUGAUUACUUUUGACCAGGUCAACUUCUCCUACAGUUCCAAUGGGCCUCUGGUACUGAAAAACUUAACAGCAAUGUUCAGACCCAAAGAGAAGGUUGGCAUCGUGGGUAGGACAGGUGCAGGAAAGAGUUCUCUGAUCUCUGCACUGUUCCGCCUGGCAGAGCCACAAGGAAAGAUCUACGUGGAUGGAGUGUUAAUUUCUGAUAUUGGCCUCCAUGACCUUCGCCAGAAGAUAUCUAUAAUCCCACAAGAUCCAGUGUUAUUCACUGGGACCAUGAGAAAGAAUCUAGACCCCUUCAAGAAGUACUCAGAUGAGGAUCUAUGGAACGCUUUAGAGGAGGUUCAGCUGAAAUCUGUGGUGGAGGAGUUGCCCGGUAAGCUAGAGACCAUUCUGGCUGAAUCUGGGUCUAACUUCAGUGUUGGUCAGCGGCAGCUUGUGUGUCUUGCCAGGGCCAUCCUGAGGAAGAACCGAAUCCUUAUUAUUGACGAAGCAACAGCUAACGUAGACCCCAGAACAGAUGACCUCAUUCAGAAGACCAUUCGGGAGAAGUUCCAGGAGUGCACUGUCCUAACCAUUGCCCACAGACUCAACACAAUCAUAGACAGUGACCGAAUACUGGUUCUUGAUGGGGGCCGCAUACAUGAAUAUGAUGAACCCCAUGUGCUGCUCCAGAACAAGGAUGGAAUCUUCUACAAGAUGGUGCAACAGACAGGAAAAGCAGAGGCAGCCUCAUUAAUACAGCUGGCAAAACAGGCAUAUAUGAACUGCCGUCAGCCAAAUUUGGCCAAUGGCCUGACCUCCAGCAAAGAAGCUAACCUGGUUAUCUUUGAGACUGCUCUUUGAGAUCUUAGUGCAACUAUGUUUGGAGGCCUCCUGCAGCUAGUCCACCACAUCUUUGGAAGACUCAGAUGAUUUCUGACAAAUGUACAUAAUUUAUGUAUAUGUAUUCACCCCCUGUAAUUUUUUUCUCUUUUUGAUGUUGUGCAACAUCAAAUUUAAUUAGAUUGGAAUGGUAUUUUUUCUGCUAAUUUUGAAGUGACUCUCUAAAGAAAUAAAUUAGGACUAGUAUUUAAUUUUCAAGAAAUCACACUAAAUAUGUUAAACAGGGUACACCUGUGUUAAUUUUAUAUCCACAUGUGUUCAUCUAUAUACUUGCACAGUAAAUAUCACUGACUUUGGGAAGUCUCAAAGCUAAAAUGGCAGAUUCAGUCAGUCCUGCUGUCAAGCCUUGAUGCUUUGAGAUUGACACACUGCUAUGUUCUUCUUGAAUAUCACAUUCAAAAACCAUUGGCUGCUUUAACAGCUUCCACUUCUCAGGGAAGAGUGUAAUAUGUCUCUGGGGAUUUGUACCCAUUCAGGAAUAAGAGCAUUAAUGAGGUCGGGCACUGAUGUCUGGGGUGAAGGCCUGGCAUGCUGUCCAUGUUCCAGUUAAUAACUAAGGUGUUCACUGCAGUUGAGAACAGGGCUCUGUGCAGGCUAGUUGAGUUUGGCAAACUUGGCAAACCAUGUCUUUAUAAACUUCACUUUGUGCACAGGGGCAACCUAAUUGACUGUGUUGGUAAUGAGUUCAUCAGUGCCUUAUAACCAGUAUACUGGCCAUAUAAUGAAUGGGAGGGAGCUCUAUCAGACUAUAUAUGUUGGCUAUUCUUAGAGGAAUAUGAUGUCUUCUUUCUCAUCUACACCACACACACUGCAUAUCUUAAUCAUUGGUCCUUUAGCCAGGCUGAAUGGAGCAAAGAACUCCCAAUGUAUGGGAAUUCAGUGUACACUGUGUUCAGCUGUAUUGUGAAAUUUCUCUAUAGGACAUGUGCUGCAGUACUGCUCAGGAAGUAAAUAACUUACCAUUUGUUCUAUAAUGGAUUCCUUUAAUGCAAAGUCUUUAAAGACACCACAGAAGAUACGAUAAAAGAAUAAAUAUUCUCUAUAUAUAUAUCUAGGCAGUAAUGCUAAACAAAAAUCAGAAUAUUGAGAUAUUUUCCAGCAUCAGUGAUAGCCAUCCAUACUUAAGGUUUAAUAAUUAUUAAAGAGAAAAAUAUUUUAUAAAUGGAAAAUGUCUUGUCUGUGCAUUAAACUUGUAAAUCUG